Messenger RNA from Tupaia belangeri chinensis (Chinese tree shrew), 2737 nucleotides. It is a transcript of the gene DPP3, whose product is annotated as dipeptidyl peptidase 3. The record is from RefSeq and is a predicted model, not a curated record. NCBI's taxonomy places the organism in Eukaryota, Metazoa, Chordata, Mammalia, Scandentia, Tupaiidae. Gene Ontology annotation, biological process: proteolysis. The transcript is spliced from 19 exons. Gene Ontology annotation, molecular function: dipeptidyl-peptidase activity; metalloexopeptidase activity. Gene Ontology annotation, cellular component: cytoplasm. Bases 67 to 2340 code for a protein of 757 amino acids.
CCGCCCAUCCGGGCCUCGGGUCCUGACAAUUGGCCGGUGGGGGUGGGGUUCGCAGAGCCCCAAUGAAUGGGGGAGCCGGAAGCAGGAAGUGAGUUUGCGAACAGAGCGGCUGCUGCAGCAGGGCCCAUGGCGGACACCCAGUACAUCUUACCCAAUGACAUCGGCGUGUCUAGCUUAGACUGCCGCGAGGCCUUCCGCCUGCUGUCAUCCACUGAGCGUCUCUAUGCCCACCACCUGUCUCGAGCCGCCUGGUAUGGAGGCCUAGCUGUGCUGCUGCAGACCUCCCCUGAGGCCCCCUACAUCUACGCUCUACUCAGCCGCCUCUUUCGUGCCGAGGACCCCGACCAGCUACGCCAGCAUGCCCUGGCUGAGGGCCUUACAGAGGAGGAGUAUCAGGCGUUCCUGGUCUAUGCUGCAGGUGUCUACUCCAACAUGGGCAACUACAAAUCUUUUGGUGAUACCAAGUUUGUUCCCAACCUGCCCAAGGAGAAGCUGGAACGUGUAAUUCUGGGGAGUAAGGCCGCUCAGCAGCACCCAGAAGUCGUCAGGGACCUCUGGCAGACCUGUGGGGAACUUAUGUUCUCUCUGGAGCCGGGGCUCCGACACCUUGGACUGGGGAAGGAGGGUAUCACCACCUAUUUCUCUGGGGAUUGUACCAUGGAAGAUGCCAAACUGGCCCAAGACUUUCUGGACUCACAGAACCUCAGUGCCUAUAACACACGGCUCUUCAAGGAGGUCAACCAGGAAGGGAAGUCCUGCUAUGAGGUGCGACUGGCUUCUGUCAUGGGCACAGAGCCUACUCUGGAUUCUGAAGUUACCUCUAAGUUGAAGAGCUACGAAUUCCGGGGUAGUCAUUUCCAAGUGACCCGGGGUGACUACUCCCCCAUCCUCCAGAAGGUGGUGGAGCACCUGGAGAAAGCUAAGGCAUAUGCAGCCAACAGUCACCAGGAGCAGAUGCUGGCCCAGUACAUGGAAAGCUUCACCCAGGGCUCCAUCGAGGCCCACAAAAGGGGCUCACGCUUCUGGAUCCAGGACAAAGGCCCCAUUGUAGAGAGUUACAUCGGGUUCAUCGAGAGCUACCGGGACCCCUUUGGCUCCCGAGGAGAGUUUGAAGGCUUUGUGGCCAUGGUGAACAAGGCCAUGAGUGCCAAGUUUGAGCGGCUGGUGGCAAGUGCGGAACAGCUGCUGAAGGAGCUGCCCUGGCCCCCUGCCUUCGAGAAGGACAAGUUUCUCACACCUGACUUCACCUCCCUGGAUGUUCUCACCUUCGCUGGCUCCGGCCUUCCUGCUGGCAUCAACAUCCCCAACUACGAUGACCUGAGGCAGACAGAAGGCUUUAAGAAUGUGUCGCUGGGGAAUGUGCUGGCUGUAGCCUAUGCCACGCAGCGGGAGAAGCUCACUUUCCUGGAGGAGGAGGACAAGGACCUGUACAUCCGCUGGAAGGGGCCUUCCUUUGAUGUGCAGGUAGGCCUGCAUGAACUGCUGGGCCACGGCAGCGGCAAGCUCUUCGUGCAGGAUGAAAAAGGAGCAUUCAACUUUGACCAGGAGACAGUGAUUAACCCAGAGACAGGGGAGCAGAUUCAGAGCUGGUACCGGAGUGGGGAGACCUGGGACAGCAAGUUCAGCACCAUUGCCUCCAGUUAUGAAGAGUGUCGAGCCGAAAGCGUGGGCCUCUACCUCUGCUUCAACCCCCAAGUGCUGGAGAUCUUUGGCUUUGAGGGGGCGGAUGCGGAAGAUGUGAUCUAUGUGAAUUGGCUCAACAUGGUUCGGGCUGGACUGCUCGCUCUGGAGUUCUACACCCCCGAGGCUUCCAACUGGCGCCAGGCUCACAUGCAGGCCCGGUUUGUGAUCCUGAGGGUCUUGCUGGAGGCUGGUGAGGGACUUGUCACCGUCACUCCUACCACAGGCUCUGAUGGGCGCCCUGAUGCUCGGGUCCGCCUUGACCGCAACAAGAUCCGGUCUGUGGGCAGACCCGCCCUGGAACGGUUCUUGCGGAGACUCCAGGUGCUGAAGUCCACGGGGGAUGUGGCUGGAGGGCGGGCCCUGUAUGAGGGGUAUGCGGCAGUUACUGAUGCACCUCCCGAGUGCUUCCUCACCCUCAGGGACACAGUGCUGCUGCGCAAGGAAUCUCGGAAGCUCAUCGUUCAGCCUAACACUCGCCUUGAAGGCUCAGAAGUGCAGCUUCUUGAGUACGAGGCCUCAGCUGCUGGCCUCAUCCGAUCCUUCUCUGAGCGCUUCGCAGAAGAUGGGCCUGAAUUGGAGGAGAUUCUUACCCAGCUGGCCACAGCUGAUGCCCGAUUCUGGAAGGGCCCCAGCAAAACCCCACCUGGCCAGGCUUGAAUAAGAUUUGUGUAGGCCCUUUUCCAUCAAAUUAAGGCUGCAAGUGGCCCUCCAUUUGUACUUGUGUUUAGGGGAUAAGGGAGGGGCAGGAGCUUAGACCUUGGUGCUACCUCAGCUGAGGGUGGUGACACUAACCCCUUCCAUUUGUCAGCACUUUCCAAUUUACCAAGUGCUUCCCUCUGUUAUCUCAUUUGAUCUGCACUGCCACCUAUGGAGUAGGCAAAGCAGGGUUCACAAUCCUAUUUCUCAGAUGAGGAAAUGGCAUUUCUGAGAAGUGAUGGUCUAGAUCUCGCAGGUGGUUUGCGAGAGAGCCAGGGCUUAAGAUGUACUCCCCAAAUCCAAUGCUCCUUGUGUAUUACUUUUAUAACCAGAAAAAAUAAAUAUUAGAAACAACCAC